Paramecium octaurelia is the source of this 1329-nucleotide messenger RNA. The record is from the annotation of a GenBank genome assembly. Lineage: Eukaryota; Ciliophora; Oligohymenophorea; Peniculida; Parameciidae.
AUGAAUAACAUAUAAAGAGAAAUACACAUCUUCCAAGAAGGAGAUCAAAAUGAAGAAAUUGUGAAGGAAGAAUUUAUAAAUUUAUCUCUAUCAGACAACUUCGAGGAGUACCAAUUGGGAUUACAAAAAUUUAAAAUCUAUUUAGAUUUAACAUAUCCCAAUUUAGAAGAACCAAUUGCAUAAAUAAUAAAGAAGUAAUUAAUUCCUAAAAUGCUAUUUCAUUUAGAAAAUUCUUUCUAUCGUAAUUAAGCCGAUGUACUUUAUUAAAUUAAUUUCAUAUAAGAAGCACUCAAGAAAUAUCAUUUUGAAAACUCUUUCAUAGAAAAUGGCUUAAUGUAUAUUCUAAUAAGAUUGAUUUCUUUAAAAAAUAAAAUAUAUGAUUUAGAAAUCAUAAGGCUAUUUAUUUUGCUACUUCAUUCAUCUAAUAAUAAAUAUAAACACAAUAUUUAAGUUUAAAUUAUUGUAUUUAUAGGCACUCAGAAGGUAAUGCAAAUGAUUGAAUAUCAAUCUCAUUAAGCAACAAAAAUUAAAUAAAUUGCUCUCCUUUGCAAUAUUAAUGAUCAAUAUUUCUUUAAUGAAAAAAAGAUUUUUAUUGAACAACUUUGUUAAAUUAUACUUAAUGAAUCUAAUUAAUCAGGACAAUUCAUAACUGCAAUAGAAUUAAUAUCUGAUAUUAUUGGAUAUGAAAAUAUUAAACAACUGCUAUUGGAAAAUAAAGUGUUGUAACCAAUUAUUGAUGCUAUUCCGAAUUGGAUAGAUUAAUAUCGAUCGGUUUUAGAUAGUAUUUUAAAAAUAUGUCUUGAAUUCAUUUUGUAUAAUAAAAUUAGUCGAUAAUUGGUUGUAACUUAUGGUUUAUUAAAAUACCUAAAACUGUUAAUUAAAAGUUAGUUUUAUGGAAUAAAAUAUUAUUCCUUAAAAAUAGUCGAAAAUUUAUGUUAUGAGAAAUAUAUGGUUGAAAGAUUAUAUAUCAACUCUGUAGUUAGAACUAUAUUGGAAUAAUUCUUACAAAAUUCAAGAAAUUAUGAGUUCAUUUCAACAUUAGUAAGAUUACUAGAAUAUGGUAGCCUCAUGUUUUUUAAGUAUUGUUUAGAUAUCGCUUAAGAAUUUAUACUAGAAUUUUUAAAAACAUUUUUAAGCUUUCCAGAACCUAAAGUAUGUAGGAGUUAGAUGGCUCUAAUUAAAGUUUUCCAAAAUUAGGGGCUAUUCUAUGAUGAGAUAUAAUAAUAUCUUAUUGAAAACUAGGAAAUUAUUAAGUAAAAAAUGAAAUUUCAAUAAUUUAAUGAUAAAUAGUUUUUCGAUUUCUAUUAAAUAAACCAGAAAUUUGAAUGA